Caretta caretta (loggerhead turtle) is the source of this 2731-nucleotide messenger RNA. RefSeq names its product cytochrome P450 family 51 subfamily A member 1 (gene CYP51A1). Gene Ontology annotation, molecular function: monooxygenase activity; iron ion binding; oxidoreductase activity, acting on paired donors, with incorporation or reduction of molecular oxygen. NCBI's taxonomy places the organism in Eukaryota, Metazoa, Chordata, Testudines, Cheloniidae. The record is from RefSeq and is a predicted model, not a curated record.
CGGGGGGGGCGCGGCGCUGGGGCCGCUGCGGUAGAGCGCCUGGCGCGCCUGUUACCUGUGACCGCUCACCCAGCAGCUGAGGCGGGAUGCUGAGCCUGCUGGAGGUCGGCGGGUUCGUGCUGGAGCGGGUGGCCACGGGCAGCUCCUUCUCCCUGGUGCUGGUUGCCUCCGCCUGUGUGCUGAGCCUGGGCUACCUGCUGCGUCUGGGUUCCCGGCGCCAGCCGUGGCCCGGUGAAGGGAAACACCCACCUUAUAUUUCGUCUAAUAUCCCUUUUCUUGGACAUGCAGUAGCAUUUGGAAAAAGUCCUAUUGAAUUUUUAGAAAAUGCCUAUGAAAAGUAUGGGCCUGUGUUUAGCUUCACUAUGGUGGGCAAGACAUUUACCUACCUACUGGGUAGCGAUGCUGCUGCUCUAAUAUUCAACAGUAAAAAUGAAGACCUGAAUGCAGAGGAUGUAUACUCUCGACUGACCACACCAGUCUUUGGCAAGGGAGUUGCUUAUGAUGUACCUAACCCGGUGUUUUUGGAACAAAAGAAAAUGCUAAAAACUGGGCUGAAUAUAGCUCAGUUUAAACAACACGUACCAGUAAUUGAAAAAGAAACAAAGGAGUACUUCAAAUCCUGGGGAGACAGUGGAGAAAGAAAUUUGUUUGAAGCUCUUUCAGAGCUCAUUAUUUUGACAGCAAGUCAUUGUUUACAUGGGAAGGAGAUCAGAAGCUUACUCAGUGAGAAGGUGGCACAACUGUAUGCUGAUCUGGAUGGGGGAUUUACUCAUGCAGCUUGGCUUCUGCCAGGUUGGCUUCCUUUGCCUAGCUUCAGACGUAGAGACAGAGCACAUAGAGAAAUAAAGAAUAUUUUCUAUAAAGUAAUCCGGAAACGUCGGCAAUCUGGGGACAGGGAAGAUGACAUGCUCCAAACAUUGCUGGAUGUUACCUAUAAGGAUGGCCGUCUGCUGACAGACGAUGAGAUUGCAGGAAUGCUUAUUGGGUUGUUGUUAGCAGGCCAGCAUACCUCUUCUACCACCAGUGCUUGGCUUGGCUUCUUUUUAGCUAGAGACAAAUCAAUACAGGAACAAUGCUAUGCAGAACAGAAAACAGUUUGUGGAGAAGACUUGAAGCCCCUAAAUUAUGACCAGCUGAAGGAGCUGAACAUGCUGGACCGCUGUCUGAAAGAAACUUUAAGGCUUAGACCUCCUAUAAUGACCAUGAUGAGAAUGGCCAGAACUCCCCAGACUGUUGCUGGCUAUACUAUUCCUCCUGGCCAUCAGGUUUGCGUAUCUCCCACAGUUAAUCACAGACUUAAGGAUUCCUGGAUAGAAAGUUUAGAAUUCAAACCUGACCGUUACCUCCACGAUAACCCUGCAGCUGGAGAGAAGUUUGCAUAUGUGCCAUUUGGUGCUGGCCGUCAUCGUUGCAUCGGAGAAAACUUUGCUUAUGUUCAGAUUAAGACUAUUUGGUCUACUCUGCUUCGUUUAUAUGAAUUUGAUCUCAUCAAUGGAUAUUUUCCUACUGUAAACUAUACAACUAUGAUUCACACACCUGAUAACCCAGUUAUCAGAUACAAAAAGCGAUCACACUAAGUUUGAGACAAAAUUAUUUCUCUAUUUAAAUAAAUUGACACAAUUAAAUGGUUAAUAGAAAAGCUGGUCCAUUGGAUGUGUAGUGUUACGAAAGUGAGGUUAAUUUAGCUGUAAAAUGUGAAAUUGUUGUACACUGCACAGUACUGUACAUUCUAAAUUACACAACUAAAAAAGAAAGUGUCUGGUUAACAAUUUUAAGAUGGAUGCUCCAUAUCAGUAUAGGUGAAUCCAACUGGUCAGUCAAAUUUUAGGACAGGUGAACAUCUAAUUUUUUUUUGCAAGCUUAAAUUUUAAUUGGUGCUUUUAAAAAACCUAUUUUCCUUGAUUCAGCUACUUUAAGGGGCAAGACUAUGCUCUCAUGGACAUCCAUGGGAACUGAUGUGUAUUUUAAUGUGAACAAGUUGGAACCUGCUCACUUUGCAGAUUUUCAGCCCUAUCUAUGUUUGGAGAAGUGAACACUUUUCAUGAGAAUGCUUGAUAGUUCUUUAUAUAAAAAUUGCCAUGGGUUUUAAUCUAGAAAACCAUAAUAUUUUCAAAUGUGACAAGUGAUUUAAGUGCUCAUCUUGAGACAGUUUUUAAGGGUUGGGAUUUUCAGAAAGUGCUGAACUGUCAACUCUCUGAAAAUUAGUUUCAUUUUAAAUUAUGUAAAAUUAGUCACACUUGAAAGUCUUGGUUUCAGUGCAAAGAUUAGCAGUAGAACCUUACAAAUCCAGAAUUAAUAGUUAAGAGUAAGCAGAGCAAGGCAGUUGUAUCCCAUGUAUAUCUGAGAAGUGUAGUUUCUUUAACUCUGUUCAUUUUGUACUAAAGGAAGUGAAUGAAAACUAGUGUGUACUACUGUAUUAACUAGGAGUAUAUCCAGUGUUUAGAAUGAUGUAGAGGGAAGAAUGGGUACUAUAAAAACUUGUUUUAAGAACUGCCUGCUGUUUGGGGGACAAAGUCCUAUUAAUAGCCAACCUUCUGCAACCCUUUACUAUUAAAUCUUGGCAACCACUGAAGCUGUUCACAAAGAGGCACAGUGAAUUAAUAAGGUUCUUCUCCCAUAAUUCACAUGGGAAGGGGUAACUUAUUUCAGGACUGUUAAAUGUUGUACUUGUGUAGUAGAAAAUAGCUCUGAUGUGACUUGCAGAAAUUUUUCAUUAAAAUUUAUAAACUUA